AUGGAUUCUAGCUUGUGCGGCCGCAAGAAGUAUAAGAGUGCAGCUCCUGUCGAAGACAGUGAUAAGGAGAAUGACGCUGAGGAAGAAGACAAUGACGAGCAUGAGGCUCGUGGCCAGUCCUCCGCACCCUCUGGCGCACCCUCUUGUCAUGCUUCCAACGCCACUCCAGCACCCUCUGGCGCACCCUCUGGCGCACCCUCUCGUCAGCUGUCUGACGCUACUUCCAACGCCACUCCCGCACCUCAUGUGUCUCGUGAUACUCGCUUCUCCACACCCUCUCCUCACUUCAGCAAUGAUUCUGACACUAAUAGUGCUCUCCUGGACUGUGAUGCUAUGUUGGAUAGGUUAGGCGAAAUCUUUGGAUCUACACAUCAAGAUGAAACAACGAUGUCUAUGAUUGCACCAUGA
Molecule: messenger RNA, 408 nt
Organism: Suillus subalutaceus
Lineage: Eukaryota; Fungi; Basidiomycota; Agaricomycetes; Boletales; Suillaceae
Exons: 1
Coding region: 1-408 (135 amino acids)
Source: RefSeq, a predicted model, not a curated record